ACCGCCUCAUAUAGUCAACAUGUUCCGCUAUACUCUCGCCCUCGCCUUGUGCUGCUGCAUCGCCUUCGUCAGCGCCGAUCACGGAUUUGGAGGCGGAUUUGGGGGAUUCGGUGGAGGAUUUGGGCAUGGAGGUGGAUUUGGGCACGGUGGUGGAUUUGGGCACGGUGGUGGUUUUGGGCACGGAGGAUUUGGUCACGGAGGUGGAUUUGGGAGGGGUGGGUUCGGCGGAUUUGGAUUUGGCGGACGCGGAUUUGGUGGUGGAUUCGGAGGACGCGGAUAUGGAGGCGGAUUCCAUCACGGAUAAGACAAGACCUGCAGUAGUGACCAGCAGAGCCACGGACAACAGCAAUAAGAGUGCCUCAUGAGCUUUGAUUUUUAAUUCGAAUGAAAUAUUAAGAUCUCUGCGAAAAAUUUGAGCAUGAAUAAAGUUAUAUUUUUAA
This is a messenger RNA of Hyalella azteca, 440 nucleotides long. RefSeq names its product keratin, type II cytoskeletal 1-like. Bases 20 to 304 code for a protein of 94 amino acids. The transcript is spliced from 3 exons. The record is from RefSeq and is a predicted model, not a curated record. Lineage: Eukaryota; Metazoa; Arthropoda; Malacostraca; Amphipoda; Hyalellidae.